Molecule: messenger RNA, 1904 nt
Organism: Nelumbo nucifera (sacred lotus)
Lineage: Eukaryota; Viridiplantae; Streptophyta; Magnoliopsida; Proteales; Nelumbonaceae
Product: Amino acid dehydrogenase family protein
Biological process (GO): tetrahydrofolate interconversion
Cellular component (GO): cytosol
Molecular function (GO): methenyltetrahydrofolate cyclohydrolase activity; methylenetetrahydrofolate dehydrogenase (NADP+) activity
Source: RefSeq, a predicted model, not a curated record
UAUUAAGGAGAAAUUGCAAGGGAAAUCGGUGGAGUAGAGUGGUUCGAACUUCGAUGGAUUGACCGUUUCGGUUUGAGAAAACAUUGUCCUUGAUCUUGCCAAAUAGACAACAAGUGACGUUGGCAGUGGUGCUUUUGCUCGUUAUCGUUGGAGGAGAACAGGAGGGUGGAACAAAGGAAAGAUGCAAGGCGUGAUGGCAUGGAGGUUGAUGCGAAGGAAAGCCUUCUCCACAAUAUCCAAGGCAUUCAAAUCCUUCAGCGGCUACCCAACCACCAGGUCUCCUUCCCUUCUCGAGCUCGACCUCCCCGACAAUUGGACUCCCAACCCAACGACAGCAACAACGACGGCGAUCCCACAUUUUCAAAACCACGCAGCCAGUAGGCAGACAGCUGCAUUGAUUGAUGGGAGAUUGAUGGCAGAAGAAAUAAGAUCAGGAAUAGCCAGUGAAAUAAAAAGAAUGAGAGAUGCCACUGGAAAGGUUCCUGGGUUGGCUGUAAUUUUGGUUGGUAAUAGGAAGGACUCUCAAACAUAUGUUCGUAAUAAAAUAAAGGCUUGUGAAGAGGUCGGAAUCACAUCUCUUAUGGCAGAGCUUCCUGACAAAUGUGGGGAAGAUGAAGUUCUUGAUGCAGUAUUGAGUUUUAAUGAGAAUCCAUCAGUUCAUGGUAUUCUUGUGCAACUCCCUCUACCUCAACAUUUGGACGAAGAGAAGAUUUUGAAUGCCGUGAGCCUAGAAAAAGAUGUAGAUGGAUUCCAUCCUAUUAAUAUGGGGAACCUUGCCAUGAGAGGAAGGGAGCCACUGUUUGUCCCCUGUACCCCAAGGGGUUGCAUUGAGUUAUUGCUAAGGUCAGGUGUGCAAAUCAUGGGGAAAAAAGCAGUAGUUAUUGGGAGGAGCAAUAUUGUUGGAUUGCCUACUUCUUUGCUAUUGCAGAGGCACCAUGCUACAGUCACUGUCAUACAUGCCUUCACAAAAAAUGCAGAACAGAUCACACAAGAAGCUGAUAUUGUGGUCUCAGCUGUUGGAGUACCCAACCUUGUCCGUGGCUUUUGGCUAAAGCCGGGUGCAGUUGUGAUUGAUGUAGGGACAAGUCCAGUUGAGGACCCUGGUAGCGAAUAUGGUUACCGCCUUACUGGAGAUGUUUGCUAUGAAGAAGCUGUCAAAGUGGUGUCGGCCAUCACCCCUGUGCCUGGAGGAGUGGGACCUAUGACAAUUGCCAUGCUUCUCUGCAAUACUGUUGACUCUGCCAAGCGUGCAUUUGGAUUCAGUUAACCUCUGGCUUUGUUCUUAACAGAAUCGCAUCUGUGUUGUACACUACCUCUUGUUGAGGUGUUUGAUCCCCUUUUUGUCUGUUACUAUGCUAAUUCAUUAUUGUAAGCUUCAAAAUUUCUUUCUACUGCAGGAAAAGAUCUUGAUUUAAGGGAGUCAUUUUGGAUCCCUUCCCUGCUUGACACUCUUAACUUCCCCAUUCCACCAUCCAAACAAAAAAGUGAAGAUGCUAGUCAAUGUAGUUGAGAAUUUUUUGACUUGCGGAGGGGAUGGGGGAAGGUCAUCAGAGGGUUAUUUUUGGUUCUAAUAGACAUGAAACUCUUUCAGAUAAUCAUGCAUGCUGUUGUGUGUCAUACCAUAGAAAGUCGUCCAUCAAGUUUUUUGACUGCAAACAUGAAAUAUCAGGCCCAUUUAAUAGGUUCUGUUGAUAAGGAUCUGGACCAUCUGUUUUGGAGAUUUUGCUGCUGAGUUGAAGAAUACAAGGAAUUUAUCAGGUAAAUAAGUGUAUAGUGAUCAAAUGCAUUGGGGGUGUUAUCAGUCCGGAAAUUUUGGAUAUUCAACAACUAAGUCAUUGUACUAAUCCAUUUUUUGUUCCAACUUGUUUAUUCCAAGAUUUAGCUACCAUGCAAUUUGAGCCCUA